Pleurotus ostreatus (oyster mushroom) is the source of this 1743-nucleotide messenger RNA. RefSeq lists its product as uncharacterized. The coding region runs from base 1 to 1743 and encodes 580 amino acids. Gene Ontology annotation, molecular function: cadmium ion transmembrane transporter activity; manganese ion transmembrane transporter activity. Gene Ontology annotation, cellular component: membrane. Lineage: Eukaryota; Fungi; Basidiomycota; Agaricomycetes; Agaricales; Pleurotaceae. The transcript has 8 exons. Gene Ontology annotation, biological process: iron ion transport; intracellular manganese ion homeostasis. The record is from RefSeq and is a predicted model, not a curated record.
AUGUCUGUGGCCCUCAAACGAACGCUGCGGUCAAGCAGCUCCUCAGCCGUACGCCGAGUCCUCCACCAUGUCAAGAACCACAUAGGUGUCGGUAUCGUAUGCGCUGUCGCAUAUUUUGACCCGGGUAACUGGAGCGUAGACCUGCAAGCAGGCUCUGACUUCCACUAUCGACCUAUGCUUUUUGUCAUACUCAUGACGGGGCUAGGCGCAAUAGUAUUGCAGACUCUAUCGUGCAAAUUGGGGUGUGUUACCGGGAUCGACCUGGCUUCUCACUGCCGGUUACUCCUGCACGAUCGCCCGAAGCAUACCCGGCUGAUUCGCUACGGCGUUCUCUAUCCUCUUUACGUGCUCUCGGAAAUAGCGAUCAUAUCGACAGACCUAGCUGAAUUGCUAGGUUCAGCCAUUGGACUAGUGAUUAUAAUCCCUAACCUACCACUAUGGGGAGCCGUCGCCCUGACCGCCGCAGAUGUUCUCGUAUUUCUCGCCAUCAGCAACCCAUCCACGGCACAGGGAAGACCGGCGAAAGCAUUUGAAUACACCAUCAUUCUAUUAGUACUCGCCGUCCUGGCCUGCUUCAUCGUCUUGAUGGUGAAAUCGCGCCCUGACUGGCCCGCUGUCUUUAUGGGAUACAUUCCCUCGAAGGACCUUUUCAAGUCUGAGCCAAACGCGAUAUACACGGCCGUCGGGAUACUGGGUGCCACCAUCAUGCCUCACGCGCUAUUCUUGGGUUCGUCACUUGCGACUCAGGAUCGCGUGGCUCUGGCUCCACCCCCGCCGCUACAUCCCCCAGUUCUUCCGUCUUCGCAGCCCAUUACUCAUCGCACACUCAAGUCCCGUGUCAAGGACUUCGUCGUCCCCCUGUUCGCUGUUUCCCGCGCAGAACGUGCGGCAGCAGCACGGGACUACAGGACAAAAUAUGGCGAAAGAGAGAAUAACUCUCUCGCGUUCAUUCGCCAACACCUCCCACAUGGUGUCAUAGAUAUCAUAACAAGCCUCCUUGGCAUCGCCGUGCCCAUAAAUUCAGCAAUUCUAAUUCUCGCUGCCACGGUAUUCUACCAAUCUAGGGAUGGAGGCCCAGCGGGGCUUUUCGACGCCCAUGAUCUAAUUAAGCAGUUUAUUGGCAAUGGUGCUGCCAUUGUCUUUGCGUUGGCGCUCAUUUGUGCCGGCCAAGCGGCUAGUAUCACUGCAACACUAGCCGGGCAGGUUGUCUCCGAGGGCUUCAUAGAAUGGCGCAUAUCGCCGUUCUUUCGUCGUUUGAUUACCCGUCUCAUCAGCUUGAUUCCAUCUGUGAUAGUCGCCGUUUCAGCCGGCCGAGAAGGCAUCAACACACUCCUCGUUGCCUCGCAAGUCGCGCUCUCCGUCGUCCUUCCGUUCAUCGUAUUCCCAUUGAUAUAUUUGACAUCAUCCAAGGUGGUGAUGCGCGUGCGGAAACCCGUACCCCCGUCCCCACCCUCGGAGAGUGAUGAUCAAUCGGUUUCAUCUGUUGGGAUUGGGGCGUACACCGCGAGCCAGCUCCAGGUGAUUGAAUCUAGCUCAAUCAUCGUUAGUGACCGCGACAAGGUGGGUACGGAGAAGGAGAGUGUUGUGGAGUAUCAUGAGAAGACGGAGGAGUCUAUUCAGAUUCCCGAGUACGUAGACUAUAGUAACGGAUGGCCAUUGAUGCUAGUAUCAUACGGGAUAUGGUUCAUAGUGUUAUUGGCUAACACCUACGCCAUCGUUGAGUUGGCGCUGGGUAGAACGUAA